Aplysia californica (California sea hare) is the source of this 4881-nucleotide messenger RNA. RefSeq names its product myogenesis-regulating glycosidase. The record is from RefSeq and is a predicted model, not a curated record. The transcript has 3 exons. NCBI's taxonomy places the organism in Eukaryota, Metazoa, Mollusca, Gastropoda, Aplysiida, Aplysiidae. The coding region runs from base 2181 to 4193 and encodes 670 amino acids.
GCCGUGAAGCUGACUCCGCUGUGAGUGGCCCACAGCCGCCACUGGUGAUCUCCGCGGGCCGAAGCCGACGCUAGCCAGAUCUAGUACAGUAGUAGUGGCUAGCGAUGAUCAAGCUCUCUACCCCGAUCUCUUUCUCCCUUCCUCCUCCCUUCCCCCCCCCCUCUCGCCGUUCUCUAUACUGUAUAUCGACCCUUUGUGAGAUGUAGGUAUUGGUUACUUAAGAUUGCGAGGCCGUGACUUUGUUAGUCCUGUUAGUUUGCUCUUGUGCUCGACCCGGAAGGAUGGAGUUCUGACCUCAUUUCUCUUACUGUUCUGAUAUACGAAGUAGCGUUAACUUGAAAGAACUAGAUGUUCUGUUCCGUGGGUAGAAUCCGUAUGAAGUUGAUGAUCUCUUGUGAUUCAAAAUUAGAUUAUUACGUUCUUGACUGAGCACAGAGCUUAUUCCAACGUACUUACGUUCCACGAUAUUUGUUUUUGUAUUGUUCUUCUAGUUCGUGAACUGAUGUGUAUUCAAAUAGGAAGGUUGUGAGUUUACUCCGGCCAAAGUCCCCCGCGUACUUCUGGCGUGUGUGAAACAAUUUGCUAAUCGACGUUUCCCCGUGAAAGUGGUCACCUAAUUCUGUCAGGAAAAGAGUGUCUUGUUAUAAUCGAGAAACUCUCGCUCGCUAGACAAUCCGCCACCCGGCGAGGAGCCCCGGUCUGGCCGGAGACUUAUCCCGGACCGGCGGAAAGGCUCGAUGGCUGCAGUUGGCGCCUUUCGGACACCGGAUACGACAGCUCAUUACAGGCCGGCCCUUGCUGCCCUCGCUACGUCACGCAAACAACAGGGGCCGGGAGCUCCGUGUAUCCGCCCGAGAUGAGGGCGCCAGCUGUCCCAGCAGAGCGGCCGUACCACUCUCUCGGGACUCUGAGAGCUGAGUGCAGCUCCUGACCUCGACCUUUGAGAACUCGUCGUUGUACCUUGCCUUAAAUAAACUCAGGGAGAAACUGACUUACUUAUUUACUCUCUCCCUGUAUCGUCAGGUAAGGCAGAGAGGCGUCGAUGCCACGCUUGCCUGUCUAUUUGAAUGUCCACUUUUAGUGAUGUUUUUACCAGACAGGAUACGCUUUUCCCUUUCUGGUUGGACUUCAUAAUUCAAAAAAUGCUUGCCAACUAAGGAACACUACUCGACUCCUGGGUGAUCGAAGAAGUCGUUGAUGUCACCAAAUUAAGGGACCAGUCGUCAGCUACUACAGUCUAAGACAUUCAAUAUAUCAUAACGUAUUUUUGCUUAUGAGGAACAGAAAAGUGGUUCUGGGGGAAUGGUUUCGUGGAUGUCUCGGACCUGACUUUUUCUUUGUCUCAUCCAAACAAUGGCUGUGAUAGUGGAGAAGGCAGCCGCGCGUACGUACACGAGUGUGGAUUGAUUACGCCGCCCCACUCCGCCUGGAUGUGAGCAGCUGGGACUGCUCCCGGUGGUUGUAUCGAACGGCUCAAAUUAUGAUAGUACAAUUGUGAUAUUAUGAUGCCACCGGUAGCUCGUUUGGUGUGAUGUUUCAAGACAUAUCUCUUCCCCCGAGGAGAUUGGGAUUGACUUUUGUAAGACAGAAUGCCCUGGCAAAAGGCGACAUUUUUAAUAUUGACCGCGGUAAAAGAAAACGAAAAAGUCGCACCUCAGAAUAAAAUAGUCUGCAACUAAUACGCGAUAGGAACAUCAAUAAUGCCACCAAGUGCAUCUAUUAGAAUAUAUGAAUAAGCUGUGACUAUGGUAUAAUAAUGUGUUCUUUUUAUCUUGAUUCAUGAGCAGUGUUUUGCGUGUCGGUGUGGACACACGUCAUGAUAAAAGAGAGCUGGGUUUUUCCCUGUUGGAAUAUAACUAUGAUUAUACAGAAAUAAAACCACGGAAGUAGUUGACCUGUUAUUGUGGUCCUUACCCCAAAAGUGACGUACGAAUGACGUACUGCGAUUUCCACAAUCUCCUUCUAAACGGAGGACGUCUAUUCGCUUGGAUAAUAUUAUUUUCUUCUUGGUUUCGAAUACCACGUGGCGUCCAGAGAAUUGAACUGUUUACUAUGUGAAAGAUAAGGGUAAUGCUGUUGUCGCGUGCUAGAAGAACUCUCCUGACUAAGAAUUCGUAGAUUGCUUUCAUUGUGAAGGGUUUCCUUGUUGCUGAGGGCUUGUGGUUGACCUCGCCUUCGUCAUGACUCCCUCACCGAGUUCAGAGGUCAAGGCCUACGACGACUCGGUACCAAUAGCCGUUCAGGCGCAGGAGAGUAAACGCCGCAAGCGGCGUAUUAUGAAAAUUGCCGUCUACUUUAUGUUCGGUGUCAUCUCUAUCGGAGUAUUCGCUAUCUGGCUGUUUCACAAAGACACUGUGGAGUCUCUCCGCUUCGGCUCCAACUUCAUCCUGACGGUCAAGCUGCGGUCUCUGGAGAUCAAGAACAACGAGGGAGACGGCGUUCUGUACGGCGACAUGGGCCGGAAGCUGCUGGCCACGCCCUACGACCACUGCUGGGACGACAAGUACGAGUCGUACGAGGCCAACUGUCUGUACUGGCGCAAAAUGGCACGGCUGAGGGUGGAGAAGAACGACAACAGCUCCUCCGUCUGCUACACGCUGAUGUGGGAGGGGCUACAGCCCAGCUUCUCUGUGGAAGACUGCUUCUACCUGCAGCAUUAUCACUGGUAUGGCUACCUCAACAACAUGACGUCGCCCUGGCCCAUCUCGGGGGUGUCGCUGAGGAAUGAGGAGUACUACGUGGAGUAUCCCAAGGAGCAGACGGAGAACCUUGCCCCGAUCUGGUUCGGUGAGCAAGGUGUGGCGGUGUUUGUAGACUCGAGCUUUCCAUUCACGGUGUCUUGGAAUGAGACGGACAAACGGCAGUUUUGCAUCAUGUCCACCUUGGAGCAGCGGGACGAGAACGUGCCCGCCGAUCUACUACAGUACACUGUCUGUCAGAGCAGCUCUCUCAAAGACGUCUACACAGCCUCCCAGAACCACCGCCAGCAGGUGGACACGGAUUUCGGCUUCAAGAGAACGCACAAAAGUUUUCUUCUUCCCAAACCUAUCCACGCUUUGUCGGCCAAAGAGAACCUCCCAGAGCUUCUGCUGCAGCUACAGAGGAAUGAGUCACAGUGCAGCCUCAUCGAGCUCUACGACGACUGGGAGGAGGAGUUUGGAGACCUGAGCGUAGACCCAAUCAUGGUGGACAAAGUGGACAACCUCAUCAAAACGGCAGCAGCCCAUCAGUGCUAUCCUAUCCUGCCUAUAUCCACCUUUUUCAGCUACAAAUCCAAGCACUUUGAGGAAGGCAUCAACCGGACAUUCUUUGUACAGGACCACCUGAACUUGGUGACCAAGAUGGUCCAGUGGCGAGGUCAGGAGGGUGCAGUCCUGGACGUGUCCAACCCCCACGCAGCUGAGUGGUUCCUGGGUCACAUCCGCCGUCUCAUCGUGCAGCUGGAGGUCAGAGCGCUGAAGCUGUUCCACCUGAACGUGCCCCCCGACUCCACGUACCACGACUCCAACAUGACAUACCUGGACUACACCCGGAUAUUCUACAGAGACCUGGCCUCUCUCAACAUCUCUCUCGUCCUGGAGUUGGCCACAGGUUUCAUUCCCGUGCCCGUGUACACGCCGGUUCGGAUGUCGUUCUACGGAGAGCCGGGGUCCUCCUGCCUCAACACCUCCAUUCCUUACUCUCUGGUCCUUGGGAUGAGCGGCUACUCCUUACUCAUCGCUGACGCAGACCGGAUGGCACUCCAGUCGACCACGGAGGAGAUGUUCAUUCGUUGGUUGCAGCUCGCUAUUUUCUUUCCUGUUUUAGAAAUCCCCAGUAUUCCCUUGCUGAAGGAGAAAAAGAUGCAAAAGUUCCUGCGAGAAGUUCUGACUCUGCGCGACGUUCAGCUUCUGCCUUAUCUGACCCAAGUGUGGGAGGAGCAGCCCGAACUGCCCAUCAUCAGACCCCUGUGGUGGCUGGCGCCGCAAGAUCCCCAAGCAGCUGUCAUCAACGACCAGUUCCUGAUCGGUGAUCGCCUCCUGGUGGCUCCGGUACUGUGUGAGGGCAGCGGUCAGCGGCAAGUGUACCUCCCCCAGGGCUUGUGGAAACGACACGGGAUGAAGCCUGUGCGGGGUCCGCAGACGGUGGAGGUGCUCACCAAGUCCUUCAAUGUUAUACCUUAUUUCUGGUAUCAAGAGGAUGGGGAAAACUAACACCUUGCCCUUCUAUGUCAUCCUUUUGUUUCUGGUGUCAAGAGGAUGGAGAAAACUAAUACCUUGCCCUUCAAUGUCAUCCUUUGUUUCUGGUAUCAGGAGGAUGAUGGGGGAAACUAAGACGUAGCACAAUUAAGAGCUCUUCUUACCUCAUGAAAUUUACACAGCCUUGACACAUAUCGCAGGUGUCGCCGAAAAAUGAGGAGUACUACGUUGAGUAUCCCAAGGGGCAGACCGAGAAUCUCACCCUGAUCUGAACUUUUUCUUUUACAUACGAAAACAAAUUAUGAUGUUAACAUGAGGUAUUAAUUUUUUUCAUGGUACUCCCAUUCUGUUUUGUUUGGGAAGUUGGUUCACAUGGUAUGAGAAAUAAUGAGGGUUUCUUCUUUGAGAUUAUAAACAACAGUAGGUGCAAAUGAUAAAUGAAGUGCAGAAUGUGCAUUAAAAACCUUGUCUUUAGACUGUCAUUUCUAUUGAUGACUGGAUAUGUUUCUCUAAAUCUCACUGAGACAAUGAAAGGACAUAUAAUACUAUAUAACAACAAAUGAUAGUAUAAUUUUCCUAGUUUGGUAAGGACAAAAAGGAAUAUUUGAUUCUCAGGGAAGAUAUAUGUCAAUAAAACUAAGUGAAAAAUAUGGCAAGAAUUAUUCUAAAAUCAUUUGCCAGUGGCUUUGGGGAGAGAGAGGGG